AUGCCGCGCCCUAAUCCACAAACUGGUGAUGGAGCGGAUCUGCACUUCGAGACUACCGCGCGUCAUAACAAGAGUCGCAUUCCCAGUUCACGAUUGAAUACCGCUUGCGACACCGAUAGCUCAGCUGUAGCUUACACCCCACCAAGCUCUGAGCAACAGACGGCUUUGCCUCAUCGCAAGGUUGGACAUCCUAUGCCUUCUGGAUAUCCUCAUCUUGAGAACAAGGAUGAAGGCGCUCGCGAUCGUGUGGCUCGACACAUCACUGCCCUCAAGCUCGCGAAGAAUAAUAUAGACGCAGCUUUCGACAGCCAUUCGACAUCAUUGUCUGAGGUCAAUGAUCGUCCUUAUGGCCAGUCCCAGAAAUGGCCAGCACAGCAUAAAUGCGAUUCCGAUAUCUUCUCCCCAUAUGGAAACUCCAUGGUGAGCAUUUCCCGCCCCCACAAGCUUGGUGGCACUGCUGACAGAAUCAAGCUCAGAGACCAGUCCUACGGAUGGCAGAGCAAAGCCCGUGGAUUACAGGACGAAAUGCCACAAUGGGACCCCGACGCCCUCGGAAAAACUCUGGAAGACAACUCCCUGAGAGCCUCGUCCGGCGGAGGAGUUCUUAGACCACCCGCAGAUCUAUCUGGAGUAGCUACGGUACCUCUAUAUUCGAGCAACCCUGUGCGCGAUCACAUGCAUGCCUCGCUCACUCAAGGAAGCCGCACGGGCUUGACCGAUUUUCUCGAACAGGAACUUGCAAAGGCAAAGAAAGAGCUGGAGCGUGCCAAGAUCGUGGACGAAGGCCGACAUCCAGGCAUUCAGCUCAGCCCACGCCAAAAGGUGGAAGAGGGUCGUCUGGAACAAUCCUACCCGUACUUCACACCAGCUUUCUCUCCAACGCUUAUGACGUUCAAUCAAGUGCGCGUACAGAGGAACAACCAGCAAUACACCGAACCUAUUUCGCCUUCACUCCAGCACGAGCAACUUGUCCAUGCUCCCAGCGACAACAUCGUCUGGGAUCUCGAAACUGAGUACCAUGGACUAGGUUCUCCAUUGGCUGACCCCUGUGGUAGUGGGGAGUGCGGUGGAUGUGAUAAAAUGGCAGAAGCUAUGUACCACGCCUCUGGCGUUGAGUCCAUGCGACAUAUGCUAGGAGCCUGGCAAUCCGAGACAUGCCUUGCAUCGACUACUCAGGACACCGAAAGCCACGCAGAUUCGUCUGGCGAUGCAGGUUCUGGAUCUGGUGGCAAUCUUGCGAGUAAAUGCCGCGGAUGCCGGAGCGGUUGUGAUGCUUGCUGCCCCAUCGGUGUCGAGAAGUUGAGCUUUGAUGACGACUACGACAGCGGCUAUGGUCGAGAUUUGGAUGCGGCGUGCGGAGAUUCCUGGGGAGGCGCAUCGGGGCUCAAACUUGGUGAGGAUCGCGACGACCUGGGAGGUGGUUGGGGAAUCUUUUCGGACAUGACGCCCGCCCGUCCUGGAUCGAGUCCAGAGCCGCCAUUUUGGGCCUUUCCUGUACCACGGACCACAACUGGAUGUAGAUGGUCUGAAGCAGAUGAUAUUCCCAAGGAGGAUGAGCGUGAAUGUACUAGCACUCCUGCCAUCCAUGCUACCUCGACAAAAGGCUACACCGUAACCUACUGGGCUACCAUCGAGUCGGACGAUCAGACUGUCCACAUUCCUAUCGAAAAUAACAGCGUCUCGGGACCCGAGAAAGCUGUUCUUGAAGGACCCGCAAAGACUGUCUGGAAAUGGAUCCAGGAGAAGGGGCUGGGUGACAAGGUCGGACUACAAGACGUUUUCGAUCUGGCCAAGGAUAUCCACAUUGGUGUAGAGGAUACAGCCACUCUUGUGACUGACCAGAAACAUGGUCACGAUGAUUGCCCUUCGCAUCAAGAACCGAAGUGCUGGGAAGCUCCGGCUUCUUUGAGACCAUCGGGCGAUUCGCGUGACGACUGCGGCGAAUUAUCAGCACAUUGUCGAUGCCGUACCACUGGAUAUUCCCAAGACGGCUGGGGAGGUUAG
Parastagonospora nodorum SN15 is the source of this 2004-nucleotide messenger RNA. RefSeq lists its product as hypothetical. The record is from RefSeq and is a predicted model, not a curated record. Gene Ontology annotation, molecular function: 2 iron, 2 sulfur cluster binding. Bases 1 to 2004 code for a protein of 667 amino acids. NCBI's taxonomy places the organism in Eukaryota, Fungi, Ascomycota, Dothideomycetes, Pleosporales, Phaeosphaeriaceae. The transcript is spliced from 2 exons.